AAUAGGGAAAGGCAAGAAAAAAAAAACGAAAAAGAAAAAGGAAAGAGGUUUACCAGCUGCUCAAGUCAUUCGAUAAAACCCUCAUAAUCAAAUCGCAGCUCUCUCUCUUCUAUAUAAUUAGGGUUCCAGACCUCAAUCAGAUUUCCUGGAAUUGAAUUCAAUAUACAAAUCUGCGAUGGAAGGAGACGGGAAAUUGGAGGCACAGAUAGAGGCGCUGCUGAAUGUCGAGAAGCAGAUGAGGCAAGCCGGCGAUGUGGCCGGCACCCGGAAGGCCGUUAGCGAAAUUCUGCAGCUCUGCUUCGAAGCGCGCGCCUGGAAGACCAUCAAUGAUCAGAUUGUUCUCUUGUCCAAGCGUCGUGGUCAACUCAAGCAGGCUGUACAAGCCAUGGUUCGACAAGCAAUGGAAUACAUUGACCAGACUCCUGAUCUGGAAACUAAGAUUGAACUUAUCAAAACUCUUAACAGUGUGUCUGCUGGGAAGAUAUAUGUUGAGAUAGAGAGGGCUCGCUUGAUUAAGAAACUUGCAAAAAUAAAAGAAGAGCAGGGACUCAUAGCUGAAGCUGCUGAUUUGAUGCAAGAAAUUGCGGUUGAAACAUUUGGAGCAAUGGCGAAAACUGAAAAAAUUGCUUUCAUUCUUGAACAAGUGCGUCUAUGUUUAGACCGCCAAGAUUACGUACGGGCACAGAUUCUCUCACGAAAGAUCAAUCCUAGAGUUUUUGAGGCUGAUACUUCGAAAGAAAAGAAAAAACCGAAAGAAGGUGAAGCUGUAGUGGAAGAGCCUCCUGCAGAUAUUCCAUCGCUGUUGGAGUUGAAGCGGAUCUACUAUGAACUAAUGAUUCGGUAUUACUCACAUAGCAAUGAUUAUCUUGAAAUUUGCCGGUGUUACAAGGCAAUAUAUGAGAUACCUUCUGUAAAAGAAGACCCAGAAAAAUGGAUACCAGUGCUAAGGAAAAUAUGCUGGUACCUGGUUCUGUCUCCACAUGAUCCUAUGCAAUCAAGCCUUCAUAACGCUACCUUGGAGGAUAAGAACCUUUCAGAAAUCCCUCAUUUCAAGGUGCUAUUGAAAAGAUUAAUUACCAUGGAGGUUAUUCAGUGGACAGUUUUGUGGAAAACGUUCAAGGAUGAGUUCGAUAAUGAAACAAAUAUGCUUGGUGGCUCCUUAGGUGACAAGGCAGCCGAAGAUCUUCGAUUGAGAGUGAUUGAACAUAACAUCCUUGUCGUGUCAAAGUAUUAUUCACGAAUAACCUUGAACAGACUAUCAAAUUUGCUUUGUCUUACUAUUCAGGAAGCAGAAAAGCAUCUAUCAGAAAUGGUUGUAUCCAAAGCACUGGUUGCAAAGAUCGACAGGCCAAUGGGUAUUGUCUGCUUCCAACCAGCAAAAGACAGUAAUGAUAUUUUAAAUUCAUGGGCGUCAAACUUGGAGAAACUACUUGACCUUGUAGAGAAGAGUUGUCACCAGAUCCACAAAGAAAUGAUGGUCCAUAAAGCUGCUCUAAAAGCUUGAGAUAAUACCAGUAACUUCAGGACUGCUCUUAUGACCCAUUUUGAGGAGCAUUGGCAGAACCUGGAAGCGGACAUUACUGCUGUUAUAUUGCUGCUUGCAUCUUAAGACUUGUGACAUUUGCACGGUUUCUGCCAAGUGCUUUUUAUGUACUUCUUGUAUGCCUUUGGUGAUUGAAUUGAUUGUGAUCAACAAGAUUUUAGAUUUGGUGACAUCACAUACUUGCUUACAUUACAUGCCAUGCCAUCUACUUAUUGAUUAGGGCACAAACUCUCUUAGUUUAUUUCAAAAUGCGACACUACUUUUAAUUGCUUACUUUGAUUCCAUUCCUCGCUCAA
Molecule: messenger RNA, 1839 nt
Organism: Ipomoea triloba (trilobed morning glory)
Lineage: Eukaryota; Viridiplantae; Streptophyta; Magnoliopsida; Solanales; Convolvulaceae
Product: 26S proteasome non-ATPase regulatory subunit 12 homolog A-like
Exons: 12
Coding region: 176-1504 (442 amino acids)
Cellular component (GO): cytoplasm; proteasome regulatory particle, lid subcomplex; nuclear proteasome complex
Source: RefSeq, a predicted model, not a curated record